CCUAUACACCUCGCCUGCCUUCAGCCUCAGCAUCUACAGCCUCCGCAGCCCACAGGAAAUGAGCUUAAUACAAAGAAGACAUCGCUGAAGAUUUGAGUCUUACUAGACGCACUAUCAUCAAUGAUCUUUGGAUAUCACUGCUAUACAAAGAAUUAAAAAAGACAGGAAAAAGAAAAAAGAGAGCUGUAUGAUGCUGAUCACACAGCUUUUGCAUGUGUAUAAUUGUGAAGAAACGGAAUGAGCACUGACAGAAUGCCAACGAGCUUCACUCAAUGUACAUUGUGCAGGUCAGUGAUCACUUUAGGUUAUGGAUGGUGAUUUGCGACGACAGAUCGGGAGUCUUUGACGAGAAGGGAGGAAAAGAGGGAGAGUGAGAGUUUGGAGUGGAUUAUUCCCUCCUUCAUGCGCGUUUUCCCCCGCUCGUCUCUCCCACAGAUCAGAGCAGCAGUCAAUGCAGAGGAAAGGCAGAGAGAGGACAACGCUCAUGCAUGCAGCCCGGGAAACUUGCACUUCCUACCAGCCUGCUGAAUGCCACUUGGAUUCAUUCUCGUUUUGGCUCUUUCACACGAGGAGAACUAAGACAUUGUAAGUCUGCCAGGAUCUGGUGUCCGAUGAAAAGGAGGGGGGGCUGAAUUUGUACCACACUGGGGUCUUUUUUAGUUUCGCACAUAAUUAGUGUCGGCACAAAGGGAUCAACUGAAUAGAGGUUGUCAGCCUCUGGAAAGGGGUGAGUAGGCAUCCUUUCAUGUGAGAUUGAUUCACGAGGAGCGCAAUUUUUUUGUACCUUCGUCUCUCUUUUUUUUUCUCUGAUCUAGCAUGAGCAAAGUGACUUGUCGUUUAUUUGCCGUCGCUCUUCUCAUUUCGACGUGGUAGGAUAUCUUGAUUCUUUAAGUAACAAAUCACCAUCCAUAUUCUCUAGAAAUACACAUCAGCUGAAAAGACUUGGGGAGUUAAAAAUCACAAAAUCCAAAAUGACCAAGAUCUGAAAGAUUCAAUGGACUUUUUCUCUACGACACUGCAGGAUAUUCAUGCUAAUGGAUUUCCUCCUAAUUGGUCUGUACCUAAAGUGGCCACUAAGGAAGCCCCCUGGGCUAAUACUCUGCUCCCUGGGCAUUGUUCUGAAAAUAGUUCCAUUGGUGGGGGGGAACUGUCCGAGGCCGUGCCGAUGCGACAACAAGCUGUUGUAUUGUGAAGGGCUCAACCUGACUGACAUCCCCCAAAACCUGAGCAGCGCCAUUGGUUUGUCCCUGCGCGAGAAUAACAUCUCUGAGUUGCGGGAGGGGAACUUUGUGGGUCUGUCGCAGCUUACCUGGCUCUAUUUGGACCAUAACAACAUCGAGAUUGUGGAGGAGAACGCCUUUGAGAGGCUGCGAAGGGUUAAAGAGUUGGAUCUGAGCACCAACCGGAUAGAGAGCCUGCCCAACGGCACCUUCAGACCUCUGCCCAACCUACGAAUACUGGAUUUAUCCUAUAACAGACUUCAAUCCUUGGAGCCAGACCUUUUCCAUGGCCUUAGGAAGCUUACCAAUUUACAUUUGCGCUACAAUGCCCUUAAAUUCAUCCCUGUGCGGAUUUUCCAGGAUUGCAGGAGCAUGCAAUUCCUGGAUCUGGGUUACAACCAGCUGCAGAGCCUGGCACGUAAUUCAUUUGCCGGACUCUUCAAGCUCACUGAGCUGCAUCUGGAGCACAACGAGUUGGUGAAAGUCAAUCUGGCCCAUUUCCCCCGCCUCAUAUCCCUGCGGACCCUCUACAUGCGAAACAAUAAGGCCACCAUUGUGGUCAGCACCCUUGACUGGACCUGGGACCAUUUGGAGAAGAUUGACUUCUCCAACAAUGAGAUUGAGUACAUUGAGCCACACGUGUUCGAGAGUGUGCCCAACCUUAACACUCUUAUGCUGGACUCUAAUAAACUGACUUACAUAGAUCAGCGGAUUUUGGACUCAUGGAAUUCCCUGACCAGCAUCACUCUGUCGGGUAAUGACUGGGAAUGCAGCAGGAAUGUCUGUGCCUUGGCUUCCUGGCUCAGCAACUUCCAGGGACAACGUGACAGUGGCCUGCUGUGCGCCAGCCCAGACAUCGCACAGGGUGAGGACAUUCUGGAUGCCAUCUACGCUUUCCAGUUAUGCGAGGACAACGUGGAAGCAACAACGCAGAUCUUUACCGCUACCAGAAACCGUGCCAGAGGCUUCAUAUUCGAUGGCCCGACGAGAAACCCCUAUGAACUGCAGGAUGUGGAGGGCGGGGAAGUGGUGACCAACUCCUUAACGGUGACUGCGUCUGCUGAUGACCUGGAGAGUACCAUGCAGAUUCACAAGGUGGUGACAGGCACCAUGGCCCUAAUUUUCUCCUUCCUGAUCAUGGUCCUCAUGCUCUAUGUGUCAUGGAAAUGUUUCCCAGCAGGCAUCAGGCAGUUGAGGCAGUGCUUCACCAGCCAACGUCGCAAGCAGAAGCAGAAGCAGACCAUGCAGCAGAUGGCUACUACGUCUGCAUCUGAGUACUACGUUGACUACAAACCCAACCAUAUUGAGGGGGCACUUGUCAUCAUCAACGAGUACGGCUCUUGCACAUGCCAGCAGCAGGCAUCUCGAGAGUGCGAGGUGUGAUAUGCCACCCAUGCCAUUUUAAAAGUCAGUGGUUUCAAAGUAUAAAUGGAUACGGAACACACGUUAACUUGGCACCUCAUUUUGCUGCUCUCAGGAGGAAGUUAACAUUUCUCGAGUGCAAAUGGACUAAAAACAGGGAUUUAGUGCUGGUUUCAACAGCCUCCAAGCCUUGUGGGAGAAUCUGACUCUGACACCUGUGUACUUGAUGCAAAAGAUGUGGAAUAAUUAUGUUGACCUGUCCUGGCUUCUCUUAUGAAGAGUGGAUAUUUGAGCUUUAAUGUGUCUUUCUACUUCAGGAUAUUCUAGGACUUUCUAAAGCUAUCAAGGACAUCCAGAACACAAUUUUUACUGUGGUAACAAACAGACAAAAUUGGAGAGGAAAACAACAAAACAAAGAAACCCUUAAAAAAAGAUUCUAUGUAAAAUAUGUUAACAGCAGAAAUGCAAGAGUGGGGAUAAAAUGCAAGAUGUUAUCCUAUUUCUUUUGUAAUCUAUGGAGAAAAAAAAGAGGAAAAUACAAAUGUUUAAAUAAAUGAAUUGCAAUUCACAGUACUCAUUAUUGCAGGUGAGUUGGAGGGUUGCUUUUUUGUCUGUGAUCGCGGGGAAAGAUGUUCAGAGAGCUCUGCAGUAUUGCAGGAUGUAAAUAAGCAGGGCUGCUGGGAGCGCUUCACUUCAUUUGAAAUGCUAAGCCUCAGUCUAAGAUUCAGAUCUCCUUGUCUCUCCCUGAGAUAUAAUCACUGUGCAAAGCUUGAUUGCUAUGGCUGUGUGCAGUUGCCCCCCUUGUACCUAUCCUGAAUAGAUUAAGCAAACUAGCAAAAAACAAAACAGGCUGACGCGGUUUGAUCGGAUCUCACAUGAUAAAGUCAAACAUUUGUGUGCUGUGCAAAUAAACAAGACAAGGAGUGUCUAAGACCUUAAUUCCCUUCACUGCUUCGACACACUUCACACAUAAAAAAGAGCCUCAACCAAGGGG
Sinocyclocheilus rhinocerous is the source of this 3576-nucleotide messenger RNA. Its product is annotated as leucine-rich repeat transmembrane neuronal protein 1-like. Lineage: Eukaryota; Metazoa; Chordata; Actinopteri; Cypriniformes; Cyprinidae. The record is from RefSeq and is a predicted model, not a curated record. Gene Ontology annotation, molecular function: protein binding. Bases 1029 to 2603 code for a protein of 524 amino acids. The transcript has a single exon.